UACGACAGACGGCUCCUGGGAUACGCCGCUCCCUCAUACCAAAUGGCAAAGCGAUGCAUCCACCCUGAUGCCGAAUCCAUACAUACUUGACAUAUGUCAAUCGCCCAACGGGCAUUUUACCCCGCAUUGCUCGCGACAUUCGGGUGAUACCAUCGCCAUGGCUUGGCGAGAGCGCCGACCAUGUCUCACGACACGAUGCACUAAUCAGAGACCCUUUCUGCUUCAACUUCAGUCAACAUGCAGCUUAUCUCCACUGCCCUCAUUUCCCUCGCCGCUGCCGGUGUCGCGCUCGCUUCGUGCGACGAGGCCUCCCGCUUCGGCACAUUCAGCAUCACCCCUACAACUGUCAAAUCCGGCGACACCAUCACCGGUAACCUGAACCUCUCCUGCGCGCACUCGUACGCGGGGAUCUACCCAAAGUACAUCGACUACUACAUCGAGGUGCCGCAGAACAACAACGGGCACGAGGCACCGAUUCUCCUCGCGCACCACGAGCCUGCGGCGGACGCGCUCACGGACACGUUCACCACCCAGGUUCCUUACGCGACGUACUUUAACGCGGGCUACGAUGUGCUUGCGCAGCUGACGUACGCGGUUGAUGGCGAGCAGCCGGACUCGACGUAUUAUGUUACUGGCGGUGUCUUUGCUGGUAUCAGCAUUACCCCCACUGUGUCUAACUAAGCUCUUUAGAAAGGGAUUUUGUUUGGGGAUAUUAUCUAGUUUACCUUCAGUAUAGGGUUAAUCUGUGCGGGACUCAUAAUAUUACUUGUUGCCGGGAAUCACUUAUCUGCAAACCCAUGGUGCCUACCCGUUUG
Molecule: messenger RNA, 815 nt
Organism: Coniophora puteana RWD-64-598 SS2
Lineage: Eukaryota; Fungi; Basidiomycota; Agaricomycetes; Boletales; Coniophoraceae
Exons: 4
Coding region: 238-681 (147 amino acids)
Source: RefSeq, a predicted model, not a curated record